ACUAGAACGUCACAAAAACACCCUAAUUCGAGCAGGAAAGCAAAAGCAAACCGCAAAGUAAAACAUUGCAGCAAACAUUCUGUGAUAGUGAGAAUAAUUAUACAAAACUUUGUUUCACUCUGUCCUGUCCACUGUUUCUCCAACAAUGUCCAACAAAUACGAGAUCAGACCAUACGCCAGUGACAGUGACGAUAGCGGAGACGAGGAGGCAGACUUUGACGUGGAUAAAUUGGAACCACUAGAAGUUGGACCGGGGGAACAUAAGCUACAGCACACCUACUGUCUCUGGUUCGGCAAAAAAGGAUCACAUCGAGCAGCGGAGUACGACAAAUCCCUACACUUUGUGGGUCGGUGUGCCAGUGUUGAACAAUGGUGGUCGCUCUACUGUCAUUUAGUUAAACCAACUGUAUUGAAACCUUACCGAAGGUUACAUUUGUUUAAGAGUGGCAUCAAACCAAUGUGGGAAGAUCCGGGCAACUCAAAAGGUGGCAAAUGGGUUAUCCGGCUGAAGAAGUCUAAAAUUGACCGAGCUUGGGAGAACGUGUGUAUGGCGAUGCUGGGGGAACAGUUUCUGGUGGGAUCGGAAAUUUGCGGCGUCGUCUUGUGUACCCAAUUCCCCGAAGAUGUGUUGUCAGUGUGGAACCGAACAGCAACCGAUACAGUUAGCACCAAUCGCAUACGAGACACGCUGCGGCGCAUACUAAACCUACCUCAAUCGCAGCACAUCGAAUACAAACCACAUGGCGACAGCCUCAAGUUUGUGCCAGCCUGAUUCAUCUGCCUGCAAAAAGGCACUAUUCACUUCCAAAGUCUGAUCAUGUAGACUUUCUGCAUGUGUUUUGAGUUUUAUUUUGGUCGUGGAUUUUUUCCUUGCAUUGUGGAAAAUUGCAACGAUGGUCGAGCAAAACUGG
Anopheles nili is the source of this 911-nucleotide messenger RNA. It is a transcript of the gene eIF4EHP, whose product is annotated as eukaryotic translation initiation factor 4E type 2. Gene Ontology annotation, biological process: translational initiation. Gene Ontology annotation, cellular component: eukaryotic translation initiation factor 4F complex. NCBI's taxonomy places the organism in Eukaryota, Metazoa, Arthropoda, Insecta, Diptera, Culicidae. The transcript is spliced from 4 exons. The record is from RefSeq and is a predicted model, not a curated record. Bases 146 to 772 code for a protein of 208 amino acids. Gene Ontology annotation, molecular function: RNA 7-methylguanosine cap binding; translation initiation factor activity.